CUAACCCGUCUGUGAGGCGUUGAAAUGAAAUGAGCUGAACGGAGAGGCGCCGAGUGUUUUGGGGCUCUGAUCCACCGAAUGAAACAGCGCAAAACUGAGUCAGGAUGACCUCCACACUUCGGCGAAUCAUCCUGUAGUCAUGAAACAGACCUCACACUGCGAUCCAUAGGCAGAGUUUGGCAGAUCAGAUUACAGGGGCUCCGCUGCUGCCGUGCUGCAGCUUUUGAUCUGAGCGCUGACUUUGUCCGGGCUGCUCUUCUUGUUGCACUCGGGCUGGAAAGAGAACCACCAGCAGCAGCAGCAACGGUGCAAUGCAGGAGGGAAGAGGGUAAAGAAACCUCCUGGAGCAGCCUGGGCUUCCUCUGAUAACUUCAGGACACAGUCAGUCACUGCUGCUAACAUCGUGGAGAGCGUCCGGAUGGCUUCAGCACGAGGGCCCACCUGGCGUCCUGUCCUGAGGACAAUUUUUCUGCAUUUAUUACUAGUUGCGAUAAUGGCAGAGGAGAGAAGAGAAUGCAGAGAACAGGAGUACAAGGACCAGUUUGGGAACUGUAUCGCCUGCAGGCAUUGCGACGCCGGACAAGAACUAUCAAAGGAAUGUGGCUUCGGCUAUGGAGAGGAUGCCCAGUGUGUGCCCUGCAGGGCCAGCCGCUUCAAAGAAGACCGCGGCUUGCAGAAGUGCAAGCCCUGCCUGGACUGUGCCCUCCUCAACCGCUUCCAGAAGGCCAACUGCUCCAGCACCACCAACGCUGUGUGCGGCGACUGCCUGCCGGGGUUUUACAGGAAGACGAAGUUAAGUGGAUUCCAAGACAUGGAGUGCAUUCCGUGUGGAGAUCCACCACCGCCAUAUGAGCCUCAUUGCAGCGGGCGUGUGAAUCUGGUGCCCAUCCCCUCAACAGUGACCAGCCCCAGAGACAUGGCCUUGGCUGCGGUUAUCUGCAGUGCCCUGGCCACCGUCCUGCUAGCUCUGCUAAUCUUGUGUGUCAUCUACUGCAAGAGGCAGCUCCUGGAGAAAAAGCCUGCAUCACUGAGGUCUCAAGACAGUCCCUUCACUGGAGCAGAGCUGUCUUGUUUGGAUCGGCGGCGAGUUCUGGACUUUUCCCAGCGACCCUGCUGCCACUGUCACCACAUGCCUGGGCAAACUUGUGCAGGUCCUGUGCACCUGAUUCCCUCUCUGUGCUGUGAAGACACAUGCAGUCAAGGCCCCGCUCAAGACAACAGCCCCUUUCAGUCUCAAAGCAGUCUCAAUGAGAGCCUGCUAACAGGUGCUACAGUCAAAAUACAUCCUCCCUUCAGCAAACGCAUGCUUUUUCGUUUCAACCCCAGCCAUGUAAACCCAUCAGUGAUGAGCAGCCAGGGUGAUCUGGGACAGGCUCCAGAUCCUCUUCUUGCUGAAUUCUCCGAGGCGUGGCCACUCACGGAUGCUGCAGAGAGCAGAAACCAUGCGUCCUGCAGUUCACAGCCCACAAAGAACAGCAGCUCAUGCUCAUUGGAGGAGGAGGAGGAGGAAGAGAACAAGCAAGAGGAACACAGCUACAGUUUGGUCUCCACCAAGCCCACUUCAGAAGUUCUACGAGAUGGAUGUAAUUUGUCAGAGACCUCACUCCUGUCACAGCAACAUGCAUCUACACUGGAAGGAUGACCUGGCCUUAUCUAGCCCGUGUUUGUCCUUAAGAACGACUCUGGAAGUGAAAAGCACUGAGGAAGAUCCCAGCUCAGAUUACAGGAGGCCACACACGCACUCUGAAGACCAGGUGACAUGUUGUUACCUCCAGCCAGCCUGUGGCCUCUAGAUAUCCUACCCAAAUCAGAACAGACUUUGUAAAUAAACAUAAGCAUGAUCUGUACAGAAAAGAUGACGACAAAACCAAAGCAGGCUGAGGAGGAAAGAAGCUUGUGCAAUGCAGUGUUCAGCUGGCAGGCACUUGUGAUGAGUGCUACUUCCGGUCAUGAAGCUGAACCGGAAAUUAUGGAUUUCUGUUUGCAAGCAUGGCACAGAACUGAGAGAAAGAAUUGAGAAAUGUACACUACUGGAGCUUUUUGUGGGUGGGAAAGUAGUCGCUUUUGAAGAUAUCUAAACUGCUAUGUGUUGCUCACAUGCACCCAAUGUGUAUUCCAAUGUUAUAAUUAGAGCACAGGUACUUGGCAACAACACCUGAACUGUCCAGUCUAGACGGCGGGCCUCUGUCCUGGUCUUGGAGGAUCUACCACGCUGGAGAGCUCAGAUCCAACACACAUGGCUCUCAUAUUCAGGUCCUCCUGAAGUCCUUCAUUACCUGGGUCAGUUGUGUUAGAUUAACGCUGGAGCUGAACUCUGCAGGGUGGUAGAUCUCCAGGGCCAGGAAUGGGCAUCCAGAGUCUAGAUGAAUCUACACAUGGUCGGGAUUAUUCCCUGUGUGAUUUCUUAUGUGUUGCUUUGUAGAUACUGUAUUAUAGGAAAUUGAAGGACAAUAUUUUUAUAAUGUAGAUAAAACAUGGCCACUUUUCAUAAUUAUAGUUGAUGAGCACUUGCUUCUUGUGUAUAGACUUUAUUGCUUUCCAUUUGUAAAUAAACUAUAAACAAUAUUA
Messenger RNA from Pygocentrus nattereri (red-bellied piranha), 2568 nucleotides. It is a transcript of the gene tnfrsf19, whose product is annotated as tumor necrosis factor receptor superfamily, member 19. Gene Ontology annotation, biological process: positive regulation of canonical NF-kappaB signal transduction; positive regulation of JNK cascade. Gene Ontology annotation, molecular function: signaling receptor activity; protein binding. The transcript is spliced from 11 exons. Lineage: Eukaryota; Metazoa; Chordata; Actinopteri; Characiformes; Serrasalmidae. Gene Ontology annotation, cellular component: plasma membrane. The record is from RefSeq and is a predicted model, not a curated record. Bases 419 to 1642 code for a protein of 407 amino acids.